AUGGCGUCUUUAGGGUUCUAUACACUCGAGAAUGGCGCUUCAGAGCUAUUACAGAUUCUUUACAAGACUGUAGACGAUGUGAAAGCCGACAGCUCUGUUCCAAUAUAUCUUAGUGACUCUCGACGUGAGAAUAAUAUCGAGGCAAAGGCGAAACCUGUGGAACACAAGGGGAUCCGUCUGCACAAUUGGGUCAUUGGCUCGAAUAAGACCCAUAUUACGCCUAUUGAUACAGUAAACGAAAUUGGUAAAAUGGCCAAGCUGACGCCUCCUGAGAUGGUGUUUGGUAAAAACCAAUUGGUUCUAUUCCAUGAGCCAUCAGGCGUGUGCUACAAUUUCUUGGCACUGGAAGCUCUGAAAGGCACGCACUUUUUGCCACCGAUUAGUGAUCAGGCACAGGAGAUUGUAGCCAAUCAACAGCUCAAGGUUGCUAAUGCUAAACACAACACUAACAAGGAAGAAGUAAAAGAACUGGAUAUCACGUACGACUGGACGUACACGACUGACUACAAGGGCUCGUUGCAACGUCUCAUGAAGGCAGAGGCCUUACCAAUUACGUUUACAAAGAGUAUGGAAGAAGCGAAAGUCGAGCCAACGACCGAACGCAUUGACUAUGAAAAGCUAAAGGAACGGGAGCCGAUCCUCUGGUUUGAUGAUGUGGCUCUGUACGAAGAUGAACUCCAUGAUCAUGGCACUUCCGCAAUGUCUGUAAAAGUGCGCGUAAUGUCGUCAGGAUUCUUUGUACUUUCACGCUACUGGAUGCGUUUGGACCACGUUGUUGUGCGUCUGCACGAGACGAGAACCCAUCAUCUCUUUGGUACUGACCACUUCAUCCGUGAAUAUACGCGGAAAGAAGCAAAAUUCGACACGCUGUUCUCCAAGGGCCAUCCGAAGAACAUGUCCAACUACACGAACAUUGACACUUUCCAGCACCUGCUGCCGGUGUGCGAAGCUGUAUACGAGAAGGUGUUGCUGCAGUAA
This is a messenger RNA of Peronospora farinosa, 978 nucleotides long. The record is from the annotation of a GenBank genome assembly. NCBI's taxonomy places the organism in Eukaryota, Oomycota, Peronosporomycetes, Peronosporales, Peronosporaceae.